AUAACAAAAAUAUCUCAAAGUAAAUAGAAAAUAAACACAACUGCGUAUUUAUCUAUCCGCGAAAUAAAAUCGAAAAAUUUCAUCGGUAGCAAAUUAUGAAACAAUGGAAAAAUGUCGUUGCAAAAUGUGUUAGCCAUCAGCUCUCUAAUGUCACUGGGAAUGGCCAGUCUGGCGACCGUAAUUCAUUUUUUCCAACGUGAAGCAAACUAUACCGAGUACGAGUACCUACAGCAACAGGAAGAUCCGGAGAGUUUCCGACCCAACUACAACCGUGUCACCUGGAAUGGCCCAAUCGGGGAAGAUAGAAACUUCUGUGCGAUUUGUCGAGCCUGUAUCAAGUACAACAACAAACGCAAAACGCUAGAGUGUCAACAUAGUUUCCACGAAAAAUGCAUCAACCAAUGGCUUAUUGUGAAACGGACAUGCCCCAUCUGUCGAAUGGUAUUGACUAACCCUAGCUAGCAAUUACUUUUCUACUAAAAUGUACUUAUGUAAAAAAAACACGUAUUUGUCGUCUAUGUACCAAAGGGAAAAAUGUUAUACCUGGUAAAAGCUGAGAUUAUUAUAACUGUGUAUGUACAAUGUUAGGUAAAUAAAAUUAUACAAUAAGGUUUGAGGCUUUUUAAAUAUAAUAAUGGAUAAUCAA
Molecule: messenger RNA, 646 nt
Organism: Aedes albopictus (Asian tiger mosquito)
Lineage: Eukaryota; Metazoa; Arthropoda; Insecta; Diptera; Culicidae
Product: RING finger protein 122-like
Exons: 2
Coding region: 112-462 (116 amino acids)
Source: RefSeq, a predicted model, not a curated record